UAAGUUGAUUGGACGGUGUGUGUAGCUCGUAUCAGUAUUCAAAGCUGUUAAAGAUGAUUGCGCUAUUGUUAGAAUAAUUUUUAAAGCUUAUGAACAUUAGCUAAGAUGUUCUAGUAGAAUUAUCUUUUGAUUACGUGAAAGGAGAAUAGUUUCCAAUUUGAAUGGUAAUUUGUAAAGUACACUCCACUUAAAUAUUUCAGUCAGUAUUACUUUGCAUAGUCUUCGGAUGCGUUAGAUAAUGGACGAAGGAAACCAACAGCCACAGUUGAUGGGGGGAGUGCAACACCACCAGCGUCAGGUCCAACACUCAAGACCCUUCUUCUACGUUCAGCCGCCCUCUCAGCCUUACUACAAUAUGUACCAUCACCACAAUCAGUGGCACAUGAACAGCCCUUAUAACCACUACGGCUUGCCCGGGUCGGGAGGCUAUCCCUUUGGUCGUUUUAGUCCAUACAUGUCUCCAUACCCUUACAUGCAAUAUCCUGGUGGAUACGUUGUCCCACACGCUCCUCACAUGCACCCGAUUGAUUACAGACGCAUGUAUGAACCACCUCGUUUCCACCCGCCUCCCGGUCAUGAUAUCGUGUUCCGACAACAGGCUCAAGCACAGAGAGAGAUGGCCUGCUCCGAGGUUCAGACUGACCCCAGCGAUGCCCUGAACAAGCUCAUCGAGUGUCUGGACAAACUCCGGACCAAUGAGACGCAGGGCUCUGACAAAGAGUUGGAUUCUGGCGUGGUUUCCCAAGCUUCUGGAAUCUUCUCGCCGGAUGAAAGGCGAAGGAAACAUGAGGAGGAUGUGGAGGUGGGGGUUGAUGGCAUGCACAGUCACAGUGAAGCUCUUCUGCGUGGUAAGUUGGAAGGCAGCCAUUUGCAGUCCUCGUCGCCAAUGGCCAGGUUAUUCAGCGCCAAUGACUCCACAACGGCGGUGUACGACGGCGAGUCGAGUCGGAGCCUCGGAGACCCGGGUCAUCCAGAGGGCUGGGCUGUUGACUCUGACGAGGACCCUCCACAGGACAGCUCCUCCGUUCACGAGGAGAACGUUGAGAACCAGGAACUACUGCAGUAUCACCCAGACGAGGAGGACCAGGAGUCCCUCCAUCGCUGUUCUUCUGAGAAUAUCUGCUUGUUGUCUGCAGCCUCGCAGGCCGAUGAGAGCCCUGUAUCCAGGCCUGAGGAACUGGAACACCAGGUAGAGAAUGGCACCGACCCAGAUGGAACUGAUAGGACCCAGGGCCCCUGCUUCAACUUGCUGUCCCCUCUGGUACCAUCACCUGUAACCCCCGACUGGCGAGUGUCAGAGGACAAGAAGCCCUGGGAGGAGAUGUUAGAUGUUCCAGAUGGGGGUUUGAAAGGUCUUUCUGACCUUUCUUGUCAGAUCCCCUGUCUGACGUUUGACAAGGUCUUGACUACAGGUGUUCUGCAGACGGACUCCCCCGACAGCUCUGCUGCCCUGCUGUGUGAAGACCUUCAGGCCUCUUUGUCAUCUGCCCUCCUGGCCACCACAACCACCUCCUCCCCUGCCAAUCACCACUACUACCCCUACUACUGCCCACCACAGACGGCUCACGAGAGGCUCAGUGUCCUCAGCCCCUCCCUGGAUGAGCUCUCCUCCAGGGACGAGGUGUUCUCAACAGACCUCGAUGACCUGGAUGUGUUCCCCAGGCACGGCGUCUACGCAGGGAGGAGAUUCUCAGGGGUUGAGGAAGUGUGUCCCAAGUCCAAGAAGCUUAUGUGUGCCUGCUGUGGCUCAAGUCUGUUCAAAGGGACGGGGUCGGGCGGCAGGGUUAAAGGUCAUCACCACAGCCCGAAAGUUUACGCAGACGACCAGGAAGGGGACACUGAUGAGGAACAACGUGGACCUGUCCGUACGUUUGAGAGACCACAGCCAGUUAGGGUGGUUGUAAAGAAGCACUCCGUCCCCAAGAAACGGCAGCCUCUCUCUCUUCACUGCCGACGUCCUGCUGAAAACAGCUGUAAGAGAAGUCAGUGUAGGGAGGCUGUUGCACAAGAAGAGCCGCCAGAAGACCCGGCGAUGGGGCUGAUGGGAUCGGAGCUGGACCACUGCGAGGGACAUGGUUUGCAGGCUCAGGGUGUUCACGAGGCAGCGAAUAAGCAGCACAGAGCGUGCAAGGAUCGGCACUGCAGAGAGGGUGUCUCUACUCUGGAACCGUGCCGGUCGGAGGCUGCUGGGGCUAAACUCCGGUGGAAACCACACAGCUCACUGCAAGAAAGGAUUGCGCCGAGGAAAGCUCUUUGUAAUGCGUUGGUCUAUCAGAAAGUCAAAGAUGAACACGACGACGAUGAUGAGGAGCCCCCACGACUUCACAGAGCAAAAGGGUCCAAGAGAGAAGCAAGGUGUUGAUGUGACAACAUGAAUUAAAAAUGGAACAAAUUUAAGAGCACUUAGUGAAAUCUAAAUACAUGGGCUGUAGCAGAUUUGUCAAUAGUUUCUGUGGUCAGUGUCAAAAUUCCUGCUGAACCACCUGUUUGUGC
Molecule: messenger RNA, 2493 nt
Organism: Esox lucius (northern pike)
Lineage: Eukaryota; Metazoa; Chordata; Actinopteri; Esociformes; Esocidae
Exons: 8
Coding region: 239-2362 (707 amino acids)
Source: RefSeq, a predicted model, not a curated record